AUGAUCAAAAAAUUUAUUGCAAGCUUAAAGUAUUUUUCAAGUCACUCUAUUACUCCAAGUGAGUUAAAACCAGGUGAUCAUAUUUAUGUAUGGAGAAACGUUAGACACUUACUUAUGUACUAACACCAUGGAGUUUAUAUAGGAAACGGUAGAUGUAUUCAUUUUACAACUAGAGCAGACGCAUUAGCGUAUGAUAAUGUUGAUAACUAAUAAUAAAUCGAAAAAGAUCAAUAAUUAUAAGAUUUAAAUAGCGAAUAAUUUAAUAAAAAUGUUAACAAUUAAUCUAAUAAAAAAGAUUUAGAAAACUAAAAUAAUUAGCCGUAAAUUAUUGAGAAUACCCUUUAAUAUGACAAAAAAAGUAAAAACUUUCAUGUAGUAAACUAAAAUAAUGUAGAAUUGGAGAGUAAAUAAAAAAAAGUAACAUUUUGGGACAGGAUUAAUCCAUAAUCAAAUAUAAAUAAAGCAGUAAUAAUGGAAACUUCUUUAGAUUAUUUUUUAUACGGAGGAAAAUUAAAAAGAGCUAGAUAUAACUGUAGCAUUUUUGAAUACAUGCUCAAAUCUGCAGGGACAUGCUAUCGUUAACCAAGGCUAGAAGGAUAAGUUACAGUAGAAAAAGCAAAAAAAUACAUAUGCCCAAUAAAUGCAAAAGGAUAAAAAGAAAUAUACAGUCUAAAAAGUAAUAAUUGUGAGCACUUAGUCCUAGAAUGGACAACUGGAGUGCGUAAAAGCUAUUAAUUGGAAAGAUUAUUGAGGAGAUCAAUUUACUACAUGCUAUUCUUCUUUCCAAUUUAUAAAAUAAAUGAUCACUUUUUUAUAAAUAUUUUUGAUAAUUAUAUCAAAGUAUCUGUUUUUUAUGAAACCUUAUUAAGUAAUUGGGUCUAUGUUGCAACAUUUUUAUUAUGA
Tetrahymena thermophila SB210 is the source of this 903-nucleotide messenger RNA. Its product is annotated as lecithin retinol acyltransferase. The transcript has a single exon. Lineage: Eukaryota; Ciliophora; Oligohymenophorea; Hymenostomatida; Tetrahymenidae. The record is from RefSeq and is a predicted model, not a curated record.